AUGAAACUUGUCUCAUUGCUAUCGUUGGCUGCAUUUGUUUGCUCUGGAGCAGUUGCUCAACAACAACCAGGUCAAAGUGCUGGUAUUGCCAUCACCGCCCCUGCUUUAGGUACUGUUUGGACAGCUGGCAAGACCGAGGUGGUGUCCUGGACAGUGCAAGAUUCGACCGUUUCGAACAUUGAUUCGGUGGAAUUGAGAAAUGGCGGUUCGACAAACUUGCAGCUUGUUGGUCAAGUUGGAUCCAAGAUUCCUAUUUCAGGCGGGCAAUGGGAGUGGGAUAUUCCUGUUGACACCAAGACGGAUGCAUCUUACGUUUUGGUGUUUACAAGCAGCAAGGGAUCCACCUAUUCGCCAUACUUUACCAUCAUGGCAGCUCCGCCUGGUGCCAAGGCCAACUUUACUUCUCACAAAGCGAGUAGCAGUGCAUCAGCUUCAGGAGCAGAAGCAUCGUCAUCCGAACAUUCAUCAGCAUCGCAAGAUUUGGCGAUCCAACAAACAACUAUGAUGCUUGGACUUGGUGCAAGCUUGGUUGCUGCCUUCUUCUUUUCAAUUUAG
Messenger RNA from Lichtheimia ornata, 555 nucleotides. RefSeq lists its product as uncharacterized. The transcript is spliced from 4 exons. The record is from RefSeq and is a predicted model, not a curated record. Bases 1 to 555 code for a protein of 184 amino acids. NCBI's taxonomy places the organism in Eukaryota, Fungi, Mucoromycota, Mucoromycetes, Mucorales, Lichtheimiaceae.